Ahaetulla prasina is the source of this 2290-nucleotide messenger RNA. RefSeq lists its product as uncharacterized. Lineage: Eukaryota; Metazoa; Chordata; Lepidosauria; Squamata; Colubridae. The coding region runs from base 1 to 750 and encodes 249 amino acids. The record is from RefSeq and is a predicted model, not a curated record. The transcript is spliced from 2 exons.
AUGAAUCUGGCCGUUGAAACUGAUCACAUGCCAAACAUAAAUCAGACGGGUGAUGCCUCUGCUGGAAAAGCCAAUCCCUUGACAGGGCUGGUGAGAAGGAAAUGCCAGGCGUGUGCAAAUCUUCGCCCUGAACUUUUGCUUCGGGUGAACAUUUCAAGGGCUGCCGUCGGGGUGCCUGGACUUGCAUCGUUUGGGACGGGUGAGAACGGCAAGGAAGGAAUGCGUCACCAACCCUUCUUCCCUUCGCCCGGACAUGAGCAUCAGCAGCUUCACCUCCGUCCUGCCCAACAGGCCACACGGUUGGGCACCGAACGGAGCUCGUUCGGCAGCUCUGAAGACCACUGCAACCGGCCCCAACAGUAUCCUGGUUUUAAAAAAAUGAAGAAGGAGAAAUACUUUUGCCAGUCAGUCUCAACGUUAGGCAAUCUAAGACUGGAUACGAACUGUGUGAGCCGCCAGUCUCUUUCUCUCCCCCCCCCUCACUCCACCCUUCCUUCCUUCUGCAUUGCACACAUUCCUAGCAAACCUCCGAGGCACCAAAGCAAGGCCAGCCAACGUUUUGCACGGUUAACCCUUUCAAAACUCCAGCUGAGAGAGUCCGCCAGGGCUUUGGGGCCCCAAAAACCAGACUUGCUUGAGCUUAGAGGGGAAGAGAAAUAUGGCAGGGAGAAGGUUCUUGCCCGCUUGCUGGUUUUCCCUGUUCUCUUCCUCUCCCCCCCAACCUCUGAGCCCAGGGAGGGGUUUUUUUGAGCGUUUGGCUGAGACUGCCUGGACAUGGUUACUUUGAAAAGCAAAUGUUUGAUGCCCCGAGCGACUGAAAAUAUCCAGCUCUUCUGGAGGAACACAGUGGCUCUAUCUCCAGGAGGAUCUGAGAACUUAUUUUCCAGCUGCAAAACAAGAGGCACUCAGGAUACAGCUGAAAGAACAUAGACUCCCCAGAGAUCUUCUAGUCCAACCCCAUAGUCAAAGCAGGAGAUCUUAUACCAACCCCCGUCAAAGGGCAGUCCAAUCUUUUCAUGAAAACCUCAAUGAUGGAGCACCCGCAACAUGCAAGCCACUCCAAUUGUUCUCAAUGUGAAGAACUUUCUCCUUAGUUCUAGGUUGCUUCUCUCCUACAUAACUUUCCGUCCGUUGCUUCUUGUCCUGCCUUCCGGUGCCUUGGAGAAUCAGUCAAUCCUCUCUUCUCUGUAGAAAAGGUAAAGGUUCCCCUCGCACAUAGGUGCUAGUCGUUCCCGACUCUAGGGGGCGGUGCUCAUCUCCGCUUCAAAGCCGAAGAGCCAGCGCUGUCCGAAGACGUCUCCGUGGUCAUGUGGCCGGCAUGACUCAACACCAAAGGUGCACGGAAUGCUCUUCCCUUCCCACCAAAGAUGGUCCCUAUUUUUAUCCUUGCAUUUUUUUUUAAGUGCUUUCGAACUGCUAGGUUGGCGGAAGCUGGGACAAGGAACGGGAGCUCACCCCGUUACGCGGCACUGGGGAGUUGAACCGUUGAACUGCCGACCUUUCGAUCGACAAGCUCAGCGUCUUAGCCACUGAGCUACCGCAUCCCUUCUCUGUGACAGUCCCUCAAAUAUUGGAAGACUGGUCCUCCCUCCUUAAUCCUUCUCUCCAUUAGACUAGAGUCAUACCUAGCUCCCUCAAUUGUUCAUCCCGUGAUUUAGCCUCCGGUCCCCUUGUCAUCUUUCUCUCUACGCGUUUCUCUCUACGCGUUUAGCCUAUUUUGUGCAUCGUGGGGACCAGAUAUUGGACGCAAUAUUCCGAUACAAAAGCUACGAGGGGCGGAAAAAGCCAUGGGAAGGUAUGCGCUUGGCAACACAAGACGAGAUAGAAAGACCUGCGCAUGGAUUAGAGGAAGAAGCAAAAAAAAUAUACGAUGCCAUCAAGAGAACUGCAAUGGAAGAGGGCUGGCCACAUAGCAAGAAGACUUGAUGGCGGGUGGACCAAGGCAGUCGUAGAAGGGAUCAAAAGGAGCGAUGACCUCAGCAAGCAUAGGUAGUGCUUGACUUACGACCAAAACUGAGCCCGACAUUUCUGUCACUCAGGGAGACAUGGCUUCAGUGAAUCUUACCCCGUUUUACCACCUUUACCUGGGCACGGUUGUUGAGCGAAUCCCCUGCCAUUGGCAAGUUAGCCACACAGCUGUUAAGUGACUCUGGCUUUUCCCGCCGACUUCGCUCAUAAGUGGGAAAAAUUGGCCGUCGGUGCCUUUUUUCAGCGGCAGUUGUAACUUUGAAGGAACCGUUGUACGUCGUCGUCACUAAACGAAGCGUUGUUAGGUCGAGGACUACCUGUA